AGAACUGGGGAUGAAUGAUUUGUAGGUUUGCCAGUUUCUGCCGUUUAGUGGCGGUAAUGUACCUGAAAUGUUUCUCGCAAACCGUAAUAAAACCGCACACGAAGAAGAUGGUCGACCAGAUGCGCAUGCGUACAAAAAUGCUUACGGAAACAAUACGGGUAGCGAUGCAGUUUUCCGGAAAAAAGCUUCAAUAAACCUUUUUGAAAUAGCCGUCCUAAACAUACCGAAGCAUCGAUACAGGUCACAGGACAGCUUGCACUACUUUCUAGUACAAAAACACCAUUCGGUGUUUUCGGUUUUUCUUUUCCAAUUCUAAAUCAUCUCGGUGAACGUUAAAACUUCUCGGCCGACUUAGCAUAUCCGAGUUAGUGGAUAAAGACUGUCUUUUGUGAUUAGCGUAACGCUAAGCAGACUGCGAGCAAGACCAACAGUCUUAAUGCACGAAGAGGAACUUUUUGGUGUAAAAGAGGACAACAAGCAACGACUUGGCCUUCAGAGUCCAGAUGUCAAUGAUGAUCUUUGUCCUGAGCGUCAAGAGACAGAGCUCACCCUCAUUAAAGUGGAAGUGGAGGAUAAAGACACUCCCCACAUCAAAGAAGAGGUGGACACCAGCUCUGUUAAAGAGGAAGAGGAGCCCCUGCCCUUCUACAAUAAAGAGGAGGAGCUAAUGCUUUCAGACAUAAAGGAAGAAGAGAUGGAAGAGAUUGUCACCAAGUUGGUAGAUGAAGAUUGUCCGAGUGAGGAGAGCAGCAGCUCAAGUCAACACAUAACAACAGAAGGCGAGAAAGACCAUUGUAAAGAUUCACAAGAAGAUGGCCUCUUAGCUCCAAUAUCAGAUGAUAAUGACGCAGAGUCACAUUCUCCUCACACUGAUGAUGAUGAGGAGCAAUCUGAAGGAGUAAAUUUGGCAGUGUUUCGAGGAGAGGAUGGGAAGGCCCAUGUAUUAGAUGCCUAUUGCCCACACUUAGGUGCCAACCUUGCUGUAGGAGGACGUGUGGUGGGAAGCUGCAUUGAAUGUCCAUUCCAUGGAUGGCAGUUUCAGGGGGACAGUGGAAAAUGUGAGAAUAUUCCAUAUGCUGAAAAAGUGCCAGAUUUUGCCAAGGUGGACGUCUGGCACAGCUGUGAAGUUAAUGGUCAGAUCUUGGUUUGGUUUCACUGUGAUGGAGAAGAGCCUCAAUGGACUGUGCCAGAGCAGGAGGAGAUUACCAAAGGAGAGUGGGUCUAUCGAGGAAGAACAGAACAUUACGUCAAUGCUCAUAUAGAGGAGAUUCCUGAAAAUGCUGCAGACCUCUCUCACCUGACCUACUUGCACACUCCAGGCAUUGUCAGCGGAGUCGAUCUGCGCUACACAAAAAACAAAACCUGGCAGUUUGUGCAACAUCAUUGGAAAGCUCAGUGGGCCUCAGAGUCCUCUCCAUUCAAUCAUUGUUCUCAGAUGUUGCUGAAGCAUUCCUUACAUGUGUUUGGAAUACAUUGGCCUUUGCUUGAUCUCCAUGUUGUUGCUAGACAGGUAGGGCCAGGACUGGUGUUUCUACGUUUUGACCACAGUUUUUUAGGAAGUGGAAUGAUCAUGCAAAGUGUGACACCAGUGGAGCCUCUAUUGCAGUGUGUCUCUCACACAAUCUUCUAUCAGUCAAAUAUUCCAGCUUUUGUGCCUAAAUUUAUCUUGAAAGGAGAAUCCAUCCAGUUUGAGCGGGACGUGAUGAUCUGGAACAAUAAAACGUACAUCUCGAAGCCUCUCCUUGUGAAGGAAGAUUCAACUAUCCGGAAACACAGACGCUGGUACAGUCAGUUUUACAGUGAAAACAGUCCUCGGUUCCAAUACCAGCGCGAUACUCUAGAAUUUUGACCUCCAUUUGGUUUCUUUUUCAACAUUUAUUUUAAGGUUAUUUAUCUAGGUUCACUUUUAUUCUUCUCAUUUAUUUAUAGAAUACAAAUAUAUGUUAUUACAGUGCCAAUUUAUUGUGUUAUUGAUUACCAGUCAGUUCAGUUGUAAGUCCCCGGGAAUCUCUUGGCAUCUUGAAGUCUGAAAAAAGUACAUAGCUAAGGAAAAAAGAGGAAAAAUAAGAUGAUAACAGAAGUAGAGUCCAUGGAUUUAUACAAGUAUUUUGAUGGAUGACAUGUUACCUCUCGGUUAUUGCUGCUAAAUAGAGUAAGCAAAAAAUAGAAUAUAAGAAAGAGACUGCUUUUUGUAAACGGCACAUAUUGAUGAUGGGAAUUGCAACUGUUAAUCUGAGCCAAUUUUUACCUUUUAUUAAAAAAAAACAAAAACUGUUGGGUAAUCAGCAAGACAAAGCAUUGCUACAGACCAUUGUGACUUGUUCACUGGUUAUGUUGGAUUCUGAUUUACCACAGAAACAAAAUUGUAUAUGUUUUAUUUGUGUCAUUUGUUAUUACGUUAUGUCACAGUGUAAAUAUACUGACUCUGCAAACAUGCAGUAAUGUUGUUUUGUAUUUUGUACUAAAUGGUGAGAUUUGGUAUGCCAAUAAAAUUCCUUGAAUAAGAUCAUUUUUACAUUGAUUUGAAAUAAGCUCAGAGGUGAAACUAAAGCAGUCACAUUCUGACAUGAGGACAGUUGUUGGGAGAAAGGUAAAGUGGGCGGCAAAU
Corythoichthys intestinalis (scribbled pipefish) is the source of this 2608-nucleotide messenger RNA. Its product is annotated as cholesterol 7-desaturase nvd. NCBI's taxonomy places the organism in Eukaryota, Metazoa, Chordata, Actinopteri, Syngnathiformes, Syngnathidae. The record is from RefSeq and is a predicted model, not a curated record. Gene Ontology annotation, biological process: regulation of transcription by RNA polymerase II; cholesterol metabolic process. Gene Ontology annotation, molecular function: 2 iron, 2 sulfur cluster binding; oxidoreductase activity; DNA-binding transcription factor activity, RNA polymerase II-specific. Gene Ontology annotation, cellular component: nucleus. The transcript has 8 exons. The coding region runs from base 437 to 1849 and encodes 470 amino acids.